AUGGGAGAUUUUAAUAUCGAUAUCGAACGUGACGGUGACAAAGCAGAUAGACUUGUUGAAUGGAUGGAUUCGUGCUCUCUUGGACCUGUGGUUCCUGAUACAAAUACAUCUCUUCGUUCAGAUCGAAUUAUUGACUAUGCCAUUACUACUGGUGUUGAUUUAACAAUUCAAACAUAUGAAGGUGAUACAUCUAGUGAUCAUAAGCCGCUAUUAGGUGUGUUAAUAAGCGAAGGUGGGAAGAUGGGUGAAAGAUCUCGAACAAUAUGGUCUGUUUUCUCAUUAUUUCUAUCUUAUACAUAUGCUUUUUGGGAAAAAGAAUGGAAUUCUGAAUUAUAUGAUGCUACAUAUGAACGAUUUAUCUCAUUUCUUUCAUCACUUAAUACAAGAUGUCAACAUUUUUUUACAUCGAAACAUGCUCGACCUUCUAUACCACAAGAAAUUAUAAAGAUACUCGCACAAAGUCGAUCGUUAUCAUUCAAAGCAAAGCGAAAGGGCGACAUCAUACUUAGAACAGAAGCUCGUCGUCUGCGUAACUUAGCACGUUUUGAAUUAAAGCGUUUUCAACAAGAACAACUAGCGAAAAGGUUCAAAGAAAGGCACGUACCUGGUGAAGGUUCUAGGAUCUUUUGGAACAAAACAAAGAAACACUUUCGGCACGUAUCCUCAACUUUGAGGGGUUUUAUGAAUUCGAAUGGUAAAAAUAUAAAAGAUCCACAAGAAAUGGCAAACAUGGCAGCUGAUCACUAUGAAAAAUUAUUCGAGGCACCCACAGUGAUACGUCCGCACCCUUAUGUUGAUGCUCCACCUGUUCAAUGGGAGAACGCGGCAGAAAUAAUUCCGGUGGUUACUUAUCCGGAAAUCAUAAAUAUUUUACGAACAAGAAAGAAAAAACAAUCGCUGGAUGCUCAUGGACUUUCUCCUUAUUUACUGGACAAAAUUCCUCAUAAUUACUGGCAUCUUUUGGCACAAGUAUAUAACUACUCGUUCUCGGAAAGUUACAUCUUAAAGAAAUUUAAAGAAGUAAGAAUGGUAUUACUUACUAAAAGAAACUCUAUAUGUACUCCAGAUCAAACAAGACCUAUUUCGCUGCUCGAUUCAUUUCUGAAAAUACAAGAAAAAUUGUUUCUGAAUCGGUUUCUGAAAGUGUUAAAAGGCAGAGGUAUUCUACCAGAUAAUCAAUCAGGAUUCCGUUCGGGUUAUAGACUUCAAACUAGGGUGUUACUACUUAUAGAACAAAUUUCAUCCUAUAUGUCGAAUAGCUCUCCAGUUGCAACAGUCUUCGUUGAUUUCAAGUCGGCUUUUGACCAACUGUGGUUCGAUGGAUGUUUGGGUAAACUUACUAGAAUGGGAAUUCCACAGGCGUAUGUAAGUUGGAUUCAUGCAUGGCUGAGCGAACGGAAAGCAACGAUAGAAAUACAUGGUAAACGAUCGAGGUGGAUUCAAAUAAAUCGUGGUGGUCCUCAAGGUUCGAGUCUGACACCUUCGUUAUUCAUAACUUAUCACAGCGAUAUGGCAGAUUAUAUACCUGGAGCAAUGUCAUUCUUUUUUGCCGACGAUCUAGCAGCAGUACUUGCGGGACAAAUAGGAGUUCGUUUCACAGAUCAGUGUGUUGAACUAGAACGUCGUCUACAAACGUUUUUGGA
This is a messenger RNA of Rotaria sp. Silwood2, 1643 nucleotides long. The record is from the annotation of a GenBank genome assembly. NCBI's taxonomy places the organism in Eukaryota, Metazoa, Rotifera, Eurotatoria, Philodinida, Philodinidae.